AUACCACACCAGAGGAGUCCGUCACUCUCCUCCUCCUCCUCCUCCUCCUCCUCCUCUUCCUCACUGCUUCAACAACCAACAAUGGCCUCCUCAACUUCAUCUCUCACCCUAUCCCAAGUCCUCCUAGCUCGAGCCAUCUCCCACCACGCUUCCACCCAAUCCCCUGACAACCGUGUCUCCCUCUCCCCUCGCUCUCUUCCCGCCUUUUCUGGCCUCAAAUCCAUCGCCCCACGCUCCACCACUUCCCCCCGCCGCCGCCUCCUCCCUACCCGUCAGCUACGUCAAGUCCGUGCUGCUGCAGUUGAGACUCUCGAUGCCACCGCCGAGGCUUCCCUUGUGGAGAAGUCGAUCAACACGAUCAGGUUCUUGGCCGUUGAUGCAGUUGAGAAGGCCAAUUCGGGCCACCCUGGCCUGCCCAUGGGAUGUGCUCCGAUGGGUCAUAUAUUGUACGACGAGGUCAUGAAGUAUAACCCGAAGAAUCCUUAUUGGUUCAACAGAGAUCGGUUUGUUUUGUCUGCUGGGCAUGGUUGCAUGUUGCAGUAUGCACUGCUUCACCUCGCUGGUUACGAUAGUGUCCAGGAAGAAGACUUGAAGAAUUUCCGUCAGUGGGGAAGCAGAACCCCAGGACAUCCGGAGAACUUUGAGACUCCUGGUGUUGAAGUAACAACUGGCCCUCUUGGUCAGGGUAUUGCAAAUGCUGUGGGAUUGGCUCUCGUAGAGAAGCAUUUGGCUGCUAGAUUCAACAAACCUGACAAUGAGAUUGUUGACCAUUACACAUAUGCUAUCCUGGGAGAUGGUUGUCAAAUGGAAGGAGUUUCAAAUGAAGCUUGUUCACUUGCUGGGCACUGGGGACUUGGGAAACUUAUAGCUUUUUAUGAUGACAACCACAUUUCUAUUGAUGGUGACACAGAUAUUGCCUUUACUGAGAAUGUAGAUAAGCGUUUUGAGGGCCUUGGGUGGCAUGUCAUCUGGGUGAAGAAUGGAAACACUGGUUUUGAUGAUAUCCGUGCUGCCAUUAAGGAAGCAAAAGCUGUCAAAGACAAGCCCACUUUGAUCAAGGUGACAACAACCAUUGGUUAUGGGUCUCCAAACAAGGCAAAUUCAUAUAGUGUACAUGGUAGUGCAUUGGGUGCCAAGGAAGUGGAUGCUACAAGGAAAAACCUUGGAUGGCCAUAUGAACCUCUGCACGUGCCCGAGGAUGUGAAGAAGCACUGGAGCCGCCAUGUCCCUGUUGGUGCUGCCCUCGAAGCUGAAUGGAAUGCUAAGUUUGCUGAAUAUGAGAAGAAGUACAAGGAGGAAGCUGCACAGCUAAAGUCCCUCAUCACAGGUGCACUACCUGUUGGGUGGGAGAAGGCACUUCCAACAUAUACUCCAGAAAGCCCAGCUGAGGCGACUAGAAAUCUGUCUCAGACAUGCCUUAAUGCCCUUGCAACAGUACUCCCUGGUUUUGUUGGUGGAAGUGCAGACCUUGCUUCUUCCAAUAUGACAAUCAUGAAAAUGUUUGGGGACUUCCAAAAGGACACUCCAGAAGAACGCAAUCUUAGGUUUGGUGUUAGAGAGCAUGGGAUGGGAUCCAUCUGCAAUGGCAUUGCCCUUCACAGCCCUGGCAUGAUUCCUUACUGUGCUACUUUCUUUGUCUUCACUGACUACAUGAGAGCUGCCAUUAGAAUUUCUGCUUUGUCUGAAGCUGGAGUUAUUUAUGUUAUGACCCACGAUUCCAUUGGUCUUGGUGAAGAUGGGCCAACUCACCAGCCUAUUGAACACUUGGCAAGCUUCCGUGCAAUGCCCAACAUUUUAAUGCUCCGCCCAGCUGAUGGAAAUGAAACUGUUGGUGCAUAUAAAGUUGCUGUUGCCAACAGGAAGAGACCCUCAAUCCUCGCCCUCUCUAGGCAAAAGCUGCCCCAUCUUCCCGGAUCUUCCAGCGAGGGUGUUGAAAAGGGUGGCUACAUUAUCUCAGACAACUCCUCAAGCAACAAACCAGAUGUCAUUCUGGUUGGAACUGGUUCUGAGUUAGAAAUUGCUGCUAAAGCUGGUGAGGAACUCAGAAAGGAAGGCAAGGCUGUUAGGGUUGUCUCUCUUGUUUCCUGGGAGCUUUUUGACGAGCAGUCAAAUGCCUACAAGGAAAGUGUCUUCCCAGCUGCUGUAUCAGCUAGGGUCAGCAUUGAGGCUGGAUCAACAUUUGGGUGGGAGAAGAUUGUUGGACCUAAAGGAAAGUCAAUUGGUAUUGACCGCUUUGGGGCAAGUGCACCGGCAGGCAGAAUAUACAAGGAGUUGGGUCUCACUGUAGAGGCUGUCAUCGCAUCAGCAAAAGAAGUUUGCUAGACUCAAUAAUGAUUCAAGAGUGUCUGCGAGAACUUGGGAUUUUUGGGUUGGAGGAGGUUAGAGUGAAGACGCCAUUCUAAGGAGGUCUGCUUCACGAACAUGAUCUCUCUUGUUUUAAUAAGAACCAAAUUAAAUUUGACUUUCACUUUGUAAUUUCAUUUGUAGCAAGAUAGAGCAAACGGGAGAGUGGAAUUCCUUAAAAGUUGUAAUAACUCUUGAACUUGUCUCAAGAGUUUUGAAAUGUCUGUGGUUGUUUGAGAAUACAGCUAGCAUUUCCUACAUUAUUCAUUCUUUUUUUGUCAUCUUGAGUUAUGCUGCUGGAGUUUUAAUUGCAAUAUGGAUUAGGUAUAAUAAGGUCAUAUGUAAGUU
Messenger RNA from Rubroshorea leprosula, 2691 nucleotides. The record is from the annotation of a GenBank genome assembly. NCBI's taxonomy places the organism in Eukaryota, Viridiplantae, Streptophyta, Magnoliopsida, Malvales, Dipterocarpaceae.